GCUGGAUGCCCGGGCAAAAAAGGGACAAAAAGGAUGGAGCCCAUGCCUCGCCUUGACCUUUGACCGCCAUUGACAAGGUCGAGCAAACCCACAUCUCACAUCCGCGCGCCCACACAAAGCGAACAAACCACACAAACUGCAGCAUCCGCGCCCACAAUCCAUGGCGGGCUGGCGGCCGAGUCGCUGGGCCCCUGCCAUGCGAGGCCAGCCCCGGCCGUGCCAUGUCAUCCUCCAUCAUCUGCCCAGGGAUGCGGACGGGGGACGGGUUCACGCAUGUUUUAGGGGCGUUCCCGGGAGCAGAUGGAUAAUUACAGCCAGCUGAUGCUAUCGACGACGCAGCAUGAUGAUGUCUGGGAAUGGGAAACCCAGCUGUGUCUCGCAAGGUCAUCCGGGCACGCAUUGAUUCAUUUGGUUUGGCGGGGAUGACUCGGAAUGGACUGGACAACAACAAACAACAGCACAACUGAGACCCGACCAUGGCUCAUGGUUGCCCAAUUCCGCCGUCUUGUGCCGGUGCAUCUGGCAUUCCGUCCCUAUUCUGCAAGGUCCGUGUCGACGUGGUCCUGGUCCACCCUUGAUGCGGUUCGCGAGCCCAACCAAACUAUUCAAUUGCUUCCCAAUGCCGAGUUCAUGGCCGUCAUCUCUGCUGAUUGCCCGUUCAUGCCGUCCGCCUCGACAGCUCGCAAUCUCGACUCCACAGUCCAGUGGGUGCUCCCGGCGGCCCCUUGGUUCCAUCGUCCUCCCUGGAAGAUGCUUGGAACGAUCCACACAUGGAGUCUCGUCCCGGGAUUCACUCGAGACGGCCACCACCCGUCGAUCGCCGGAAGAAAAAACAAAACCACACGCUGCGGACUCGUGAGACCCGGGGGCAGACGGAGCUUUGUUAAGCCAUCAUGCCAAAUUAGAGAGGACCACUGCGCACAUACUCGAUAUGACGCACCGGGACGCCGGGCACUAGCGUCCACAACCCACCGCGCGAUCCCGCAUCGACGUUCCGACAGCAGCCCCCCAGCGAACUCUCCCAGCGUCUCCAGGCGUCCGUCCAGCGCCCAGACCCCCUGGGAUCUGAGCCUGACCUUCGCUUGCUGCCCUUCUGCGCUCCCAGAUCCCUCAGCUCGAUUUCCCCCGCGCCCAUCGCCCAUCGCCUCGUCCGUCGCCAUGGGCAUCGUGGGGAUAUCGCUUAUCGUCGCCUCCGUCGUCUGGGUCAUCCUCCGCCCGCCCCCGUGGCUGACUCCCCUCCAGGUGCUGUUGCGCUGGAAGGGCGCAGGCGCAAUCACUGGCUCUGACGCAAAAGCAAAGGCCGAUGACCGUGAUCAAGGGUCACAUCACGGGGUAGAACCGGGUCGACGGGCUGAACCGGGCACUCAGCUCAAGAACCGAACCACGCCUGCCUCGUCCGACCGUGACCAACAUCAACGCCAGGUACCUCUCGGCCGUCGCGAUGGCUCUUCAGCCUCCUCCACACAGCUACGCGAUGCUGUCUCCAUGCCGCCGCCGCCUCCGCCCUUCAUCCAACCUCCAACCCUCAUCGAACCCCCGACCAUCACCGAACCUGACGAACAAACCACCCCGAAGGCCACCCCAGCAAGUGUACCCUCGAUCCUCGUACCCAGCUUUUCCCUCGACAAUGUCCCUCUCAGUUCCACUCCCAGCCGGCCGACCGCUGCUGCUCUCGCUCGGGCCCCCGGUGCUCAAGGCCCCACUCUCUAUGCCACCGCUCCGACAUCCCUAGGCUCCAUGAUGCCCCCUCCUCCGGCCCCCGGACGCAUGCCACCACCGGCCGGCCGUCCCCCGUCCCUCGCCCAGUUCCCGGCCCCCAACUCCGCCCAGCGCGCUCGCGGCCCGACCCCGAACCGUGGUGCUCCCACGUCCUCCGGCCUCGCGCCGCCUCCCUCCCACUCCUCCAAGCCCUCGAAGCCCAAUCGCAAGGUCCUCCUCACUCCGGGCCACUCCCCUCUUGACUGGGCUCGCAUCUCCGGUCCCAAUGCUGACCUCCGUGGCGUUGAACCAUCCACAUCCUAUCUACGAGUCACGCCCUCCAUGCUCAAGCGUAUGACUGGUCGCAAGGGCAAGGACGCCUGGAUGGCCCUCAAUGGCAAGGUCUACAACGUCACUCCCUACGCUGACUACCACCCCGGUGGCGUUCCGGAGUUGAUGCGCGGCGCGGCUCGGGAUGCUACCAAGCUCUUUGGCGAGAUCCACCCCUGGGUCAACUACGAAACCAUGCUGUCCGCCUGUCUGGUCGGUCUCUUGGUUGAGGAGCCUGAGGGCACCGGGGAGAGCGCGAUGGACCAGAUGGACUAG
Molecule: messenger RNA, 2304 nt
Organism: Ilyonectria robusta
Lineage: Eukaryota; Fungi; Ascomycota; Sordariomycetes; Hypocreales; Nectriaceae
Exons: 4
Coding region: 433-2304 (623 amino acids)
Source: RefSeq, a predicted model, not a curated record